Molecule: messenger RNA, 1416 nt
Organism: Blepharisma stoltei
Lineage: Eukaryota; Ciliophora; Heterotrichea; Heterotrichida; Blepharismidae
Source: the annotation of a GenBank genome assembly
AUGUCUAGUAAUAAGAAGCUUGAUAUUUAUUUUGCCCAUGAAGUUACCAAACUAGAGACUUCGAAAGAAUUAAAGAAAGCACUGAGUGAUAAACUUAGUUUAUCAACCAAAAAUGCUAUGGCCAAAAUAUAUCAAGCAAUGACAAACGAAGCUCUCAAAAACCUCAACGGCCUUCAAGAUAAACUACUUGAUUUACAUAACUCAUCAGAAACCAAUAGCAAAUUGAGUCAAGAAUGAAGCAAAAAGAUCUGAAUCCCCAAAAAGGUAGUUAAAUUACCGGAAUUAAAAUAUUCAAAAGAAUAUGAAGAAAAGAAAAACAAAGAAGCCCAAGAAUUCACUAGAAAACUGCAAGAAGAACAAAUUGAGAGAGUAAAGAGGCAAGAAAAAUAUUGAAAAGAAUUAGAAGAAAGGAUGAAAGAAGAGGAAGAGCUUAAGAAAAAGCAAGAAGAAAUUAACGAAGAAAAAAUUAAAGAAGAAAUUCGAGAUAAAAAGAUCCAAGAGCUAUACGAAAAGAGUGAUAGAAGAAAGCAGCUAUUAGAAAAACAGAAAAAUGAAAUGAGUCCAAUUCCUCAUAUGAAGCCGUUGUACAAAAAACUCGAAGAAGAAUUCGAGUUAAAAUGCAAACUUAAUAAAGAAAUCAAAAGUAAGGAGCUUGAAGAAAGAAAAAAGCAUUGGUAUAGCCCUUCCGACUAUGAGAGAACGAACGAGUAUUUGAAAAAACAAACACCGAAAGAAGAUGACUUUGCAAACUCAAAAAAAUCUGAGUCUAUAAAUGAUCUGCACAAUUUAAAUGAUUAUAAACUGCAUGAAUAUCUAGAAAAUGAGAAAAAAGAAAAGCAAAAAUAUUUAGAGCAUCUUCAGGAAAAAAAAUUGCUACUGCAGAAAAGAAAUCAAUAUGGGAAAUACAUCAAAGAAACUCAUCAGCCUUCAAUUGAUAAUUUAAAACGCCAUGAAAUGGAACUGAUAAAAGAAAGACUCGCGAUGCCUGUUAAGAAAAAAAUCCAGUCAUCAACACCUUCAUUGCAGCAUUUUUCAAUGAAAUAUCGAGCAAAAACAACAAAACAAAAGUCUGCCAGGAUAGAAACCCCAGGAAUCGACAGCUCUCAAGAAAAUUCAAAGAAAAAUAAAUCAUCAAAUCCUAUGUAUUUGGAAGAAAGAAGAAAAAUCCGUGAAAAGCUUGCUAAAAAUAUCAAUCACAAUGUAAGUAAAAGCUUCGAUUUUCUCGGAAAAGACCUGGUAGCCGCGGACAAUUCGUCAGCCCACAAUUAUGCAAAAGAGCUUGAGUUCAAAGCAUUUAAACAAGAAAAUUUAAUAAAAUACCUAGAUCCUCUGAAUGUUAGCUCAAUUCAAGCUGAGGAGAACGUCAAUGAUAUGAUAAUCCGGAGCAUUAGGACAAAAUUGUCACUACUUUCAUAG